Penicillium longicatenatum is the source of this 813-nucleotide messenger RNA. RefSeq lists its product as uncharacterized. Bases 1 to 813 code for a protein of 270 amino acids. Gene Ontology annotation, molecular function: GTPase activator activity. Gene Ontology annotation, biological process: activation of GTPase activity; negative regulation of septation initiation signaling. The transcript is spliced from 2 exons. Gene Ontology annotation, cellular component: mitotic spindle pole body. Lineage: Eukaryota; Fungi; Ascomycota; Eurotiomycetes; Eurotiales; Aspergillaceae. The record is from RefSeq and is a predicted model, not a curated record.
AUGAAUACCUUGCUUUUAUUCACCGUGGCCGUUCCCCCCGCAUACGCCAAAAUCCGCAAUGACACAUUCCGCACUUUAGCCACCGAUCCUCUGUUUAAACGCCGCGUCACAGAAGCUAGCUUGAUUCGAUUGUUAAAUGCUGUGGCAUGGAAACUGCACGACUCAAAAACAAAACGGAAAUCUCGGCCUUCUUCCAGACGACGCGAGAUGGAGCUAUUAGUCAAUACACCACCGAGGAUCGACGAGGAUCCCGAAGACCCAGGCUCUUCGAAUAGCGCGCAUGUAAAUGACUCUGCAAUCUACGUGCAAGGAAUGAAUGUCCUCUGCGCUCCCUUCCUCUAUGCAGCCCGCAGCGAAGUAGAAGCGUUUGCUCUAUUCCACUUCUUUGUCACCAAGGAAUGCCCGGGUUACAUUCGAGGUGCUAUGGAUGGAGUACAUAGGGGUCUUCGACUAGUUGACAGAUGCCUAGAGAUUGUGGAGCCUAAACUUGCUGCCCACCUCUUCUCCAAGGGUAUGUAUGCAGAGCUCUAUGCCUUCCCAUCUGUCCUCACGCUCUGCGCUUGUACACCACCGCUUCCUGAAGUUCUCCACCUAUGGGAUUUCCUCUUCGCCUACGGAUCUCAUCUCAAUAUUGUUUGUAUUGUGGCCCAAUUAGUCCGUAUGCGGGACACGCUUCUCGCAAGUGAUAACCCGAACAAAAUACUUCGAAAUCUCCCUCCUCUCAAUGCCAAGGAAAUCAUCGCUCUGACAGUACUCCUGGUGCAGAGGAUUCCUUCUGAUUUAUAUGCUGAAAUGGUCACCCAUGCGAAAUGA